This is a messenger RNA of Durusdinium trenchii, 1239 nucleotides long. The record is from the annotation of a GenBank genome assembly. NCBI's taxonomy places the organism in Eukaryota, Dinophyceae, Suessiales, Symbiodiniaceae.
AUGGCUCUGCGCUUGCUCAGCUUAGUGCAGCUGGUGCACCUGGCUGUGGCCUUCGAGUUCGAUGCCGGCUUGACCAAAGAGCUCACGGCCUGGUUCGGUCAGGCGUGGGUCGAUGGCAUGAUCAACGAGGCGAAGAUCGACGCACAUCUCUCAGGAGUGGCACUUUGUGGCUACGCCACCAGCAGUGCGGAGCUCGCUUUGCAGAAGAUCCUCCAGAAGCAUCGAGCAGGUGGAGCUUGUGCUGAUUUCCCAGCCAGCCUCGCACAGCACGCCUGGCGAUACCGACAGGAGGACCUGGAGAAGUGUUUGUCCGGGAAAAGCUGCCAGAUGGCCUGCAAGGAUUUUCCAGAGCUUGUGGCCACCCUCUCCUGCAACGGCGCAAACCUCACAGGCUCCCCUCCUGAAGGGCACUGUCGCCACCAGGUGGAGUCGAAAAUCUUCCAUGCGCCCAGCGGCGACGCACAAGCGAUCUUGCGAAAGAUCCCUUUGCAGUGGGCCGAUGGGCAGGAGACGAUUGAAAUGGUUCGCACUUUCUGGGGCCUCCCAUAUGGUGAGCAGCCCGAGAGGUUCAAAGCUCCUGUGGCGAAGGCGAGAUGGGAGGGCGUGAAGACUUCCAAGGAGCGGAACAACGAGCAUCCAGUGCUUUGUCCCGACAUCCCCGUCUUGGGCCACAACAAGCACGUCAGCGAGGAUUGCCUGCAGCUCCAUGUGUAUGCACCUCAACGGCCUGCCAAACUCCGCCCGGUCUUCGUCUUCCUGAUCCCAGGCGGCUUCACUGGCACCAACUGGUUUCAAGGAAGUUGGUCACUUGCGUGGUAUGAGGUCCGGAACGAGGCACUCUUCGUGAGUGUCGGCUACCGCAGUGGAUAUCUGGGACACUGGGCACACGAAGAGCUCGCGCGUGAGGCUGGGGAUGGUGCCAUGGGGAACUAUGAAGCCAUGGAUCAACGCCUGGCUUUGCAAUGGGUCCAACGGAACAUCGAGACCUUCGGCGGAGACCCAGGGCGCGUGACCUUGGUGGGCCAUUCCUCAGGCGCCUUCUCGGUGCAGUUCCACCUGCUGAGUCCUGCGAGCCGCGGCCUGUUCGCGCAUGGCAUCCUCGAAGGCACUGCACUGGCCUGUUCCCCGUUCGAUCUGCCAGGAGGACGCCUUGAGCUUCUACGACACUUUGACGAGGAAGCUCAAUUGCCACGGCACCGGUGCCGAACAGGUGGCCUGCUUACGGGCGCUGCCCCAUGA